ACCAAAGCAGUCACAAUGUUAUAGCCUACGAUACUGUUACUAUUCCGCAUGAAAACAAACAGCAAUGAUGUCGACGUUUUGUGCGGGAACUAGGCUACUAUUCUCGGUUUUGAGAGCUAGAACAGGGAAAACCCGCUAUCAUAGCGUGGCACUAGUGCAGCUGAAGGAAGGUUAAUCACGGUUUCAGCACCUGGACAGCUCCGUGUGGAGGAGGUCUAUUCGGAAGCAAGGAGUCCCUGCUGCGAUCGCGGGGGAAGCCUUCAAACCCAGCUAGAAAAUCUGGAGCAUUGUAGCCUACGCACACAACGUUCGGUCCUUUCCUACUCCACUCUCCAAUGAUGCUGUCAGCUGGUUAUUUGUUGGAUAGUCAGGGAGACUUCAUUUGAUCCUGCUGAAUGACGAUGGUGGUUGUAUUUCGGCUCCACUCUUUUCGUUCAUCUCAAGAUUCUAAUCAACAGCAGCGGCGGUGCUUGUCCAACGUGAAAGUGCUAAGGAUAGCUGCAGCCUACACAUCGCCACGAGCUUGGAGCACGGGCCUCACUCACGCUGAUCAUCACAGUGGGGGACACGGGGCCAACUGGAGGCACGAUUAGACAGUCAACAAUGUAAAUCAAGACAGGUUCAUCAUGAGUGCCGCAGAGUCUACCUGGCGUGGUGAACUGAGGAGCUAAGAAAGCCAUUGCCUGACGUGGGAACUAAGUGAAGAGCAGCCUCCUCUUCUUCCUCUCUCUACCACCCACCGACAUGGCUAAGCCUCAGCUUAGCUAAAGUUCACUGAGAACUGGAGAACUCCCUGACCUGCUAAGCCCAGACCCCACCACCCUGUGAAGUAUAAGAAUUACACAAUCUAAACAGCACAUCGGAGCACAUCAUAGCUCAUCACACAGCACAGCAACAUCACAGGACGUCAUGAGAGAGAAGGCAGGGAAUGGAGGACGGAGGAAGGGAGGGAAGACUGGCCGUCCCCAAGAGCCGGCUCCUCUCUAGGUUUCUUUCUACAAACUCGAUUCCAAAAAAGUUGGGACACUGUACAAAUUGGACAUGGUGGUGCAACAGCAGGCAGGAGGCCUGUCAGACCUGGAGAUCAUCUCCCAGCCAGACCCAGUAGAGGAGCAGGCUGUAGACGAGAUGAACCCAUCCGGCAUGGCACCUGUCCAGCUGGUCAGCUUUGGCUACAGGGACCUUCCUCUGGCCCACCUGGACCUCUCCCUGGCAGGGUCACAGCUCCUAUCUAACCUAGACGAGGAUGACAACAGGGAUGGGUCCAACUGGUUGAAGCCGUGCUGUGGUCGGAGGGUCGCCUUGUGGCAGGUGUGUCUGCUCAGUGCAGGCUUCAACUGUAUCCUGGUUGCUCUAGUCAUCUUGGUGGUGGUCUUCUUGACUGUGGAACUCCUUAUAGACACCAGGCAUCUGCAAUUUUCCAAUGCUUUCCAAUUUGCCAGCAUAAUCCAUUGGAUCAGCCUUGCCAUCCUUUCAAUCUUCUUCACUGAGACGGUCUUCAGAAUUGUAGUGUUUGGGAUUUGGGACUACAUUGAGAACAAAGUGGAGGUGUUUGACGGGGCGGUCAUUGUUCUGUCUCUGGCACCCAUGGUGGCGUCCACGGUGGCCAACGGCCCCAGCAGCCCCUGGGACGCCAUCAGUCUGAUCAUCACCCUGCGCAUCUGGAGGGUCAAGAGAAUCAUUGACGCCUAUGUUUUGCAGGUGAAGGUGGAGAUGGAGAUGGAGAUCCAGCAGUGUGAGAAGACCAAAGCUGUCAGAGAGGAGCAGCUGGAACGGCUCACUCAGAUCUGUCAGGAACAGGCAUUUGAGAUCAGACAGCUCCGGGCCCAUCUGGCCCAGCAGGAUUUGGACCUGGCUGCAGAGCGGGAGGCUGCCAUGCAGAUCCACCAUGUGUGGGGCAAACAGAGCAGUAGCUACCAGGUGGUGGAGGGCCAGGGCCCUGGGGAGUCUGAUGAUGAGGGACACAGGGUCCUCAGGGAGCCACGCAACCCAGCAGAUUCUGUCGUACAUCAUGACGACAUGAACAACUAUAUCAGUCAGUACUACAGUGAACAAAGUAGUGACACAGGGGAUCCUUGUGCCAUCACCACAGCAGCCAUUGAUGUCCACCACCCAAAGACCCCUAACCCUAUCCACAACAAAUCUCUGCUGGGUGUGGAGCGAAUUGACAAUGCUGUGAGUGGGAGUGACACCUGUGCCAGCAUAUCACAGUCCAGCGGGAGUCUAACGGCCCGCCCUCAUAGCCUAAGCAGCCAUACCCUGGGCUCAUCAAAUAAGGACUGCAGCAGCAGCAUCAACAGGGACUACAACACCCAGGGUAGAGACUUCCAUUUCAAGACCAAGGCCCGGGGGCCCUUCCUGAACUACAAGUCCCAGAAGCAGAUUCAGGCCAGGGACUACAACAUUGAGGACUACAACACCCAGAGCCGACAUUGCUUUCCUCUGCCCUACUGUGGCCCUCUGGGCCUGGGUCUGACACCAGCCCAGCAUGCCCUUCCAUUGGAUCACAGCAUGGUAGUUCAGGAGUUGCUUUCCUCCCUGUCUGAAGACUCCUGUCUGGCCCAGAAAAGCCUGGUGGACCCGGUUAACCUGAAGCUACCUAGUCCUGCUGGCUCAGCUAAAGCCAGUCCGGAGCUGGAGCACCGGGUCAACAUCUACAACCGUAAGAAUCAGGAUGAGACCCAGUACCAGAGCCAAGGCCCAUCCUGUGUUCUACUGCAGACUAAGCCUCUCAUCCAUCUACAGGACCGUACUCCUGAGUCCUCUUUGGAGGAGAAGUAUAGGCUACUUGGGCCUGCUGAUGGUCCACUGAAACGCCUGCCUGAUACAUAGGUUUGAUUCAAACCACUGAGCUAAGCCCAACAAAGCUGCAUUGUGCUAGCCUAUUAAUUUAUCUCUGUGUUUGUUAAAGACAUGUGAAAACAAUCUAAAAGCCAGGACUUUUUGGUUUGGGUUGGCACAACAGUGUUAAGAGGGCAGUAGGUCAGCCCCAAGUAUACAGCUCAGACAAAACUCACAGACUUUACUUUUCCAAAUCCUUAUGCCUCGAACAAAAACAGUAGCAGAGCCUGCUGUCAUACCUGGUCUGCUCCAUGCUCAUACCUGGUGUGUCAGAGACUAUCUGGAGUUAGCAAGGCAGCACAAACAGACCUGGGACUUGGCUCCAGACAGCCAUAGCCACCCUUGUCCUCCAGUCUGGGCUGACUUUGACAAUUGCCUAAUUCGCACAGCAAUGUUUCAAUGAGGACGGAGGGGACAAGUGUGGGCCUAGGAAGAACCACCAUCAGGAAAUCCCACUUUAAAUUGCGUCCUAAAUGUGAAAUAAAACAGUUUGAAACAAACCAGCAAGGGGAAAUAUUCAGGUCCUUAUAGAACAAGCCUAUUUACAUUUUCCUGUUUUAACUACCUGACUGAUUUGACCUGGGGUUUCUCCACGUUUGGUGACAGUAGGAGUUGGAGGGAUGUGUUUUUUUAUUAUUAUAGCUACUGUAACUGUGCAGCUCGUUCUGCUCUAACAACCAAGCCACAGGGUACUUUUCACUGGACUAACAGUCUUUGCCAAACAGACAAUUUCUAACUUUACCUUUAAGUUUGUCUUUCUAUAACAUAGAUGAAGAUGUUCGUAUCUAAAUAGAGCGACAUCAGUAAAGUCCUUGAUAUCUUUUUUUGCCAGAUACAAGAACAAUAAGAGUUUAAACUAGCAGGAAAAUGACAGGUACAAUGUGAGGAUAAGUACUUAAGAAUAGUACACAUUUAUUGCAAUUUAUUAUGUUAAAAGUAUGCAAAUUCGAUUUUGAGCCGUGUUAAAGGAUGGAUGUUUUCAAUUGGUGUGCUUGUAGCAUGUACCUUUAAAAGAUGUGCGCCUGGCGCCUGAACAUGGCAAGCCAAUCCUGUGCACUUUAAUGUUUACAGAUGUUUUGUAAACUUAAUAUGAGGGAAACUCAUUGCCAAAUUGCAGAUGGGGUCAUUCAAAUAAACCUUUGUAACAUUAACAACAUUGUGGUCCCGUUUCAAUGCUAUUAUUUGUACAUGGGCCAGGCAAUUAGGAAUUAAAAUAGUUGCCACUUUGUUUGCAGAGAGUUUUCAUAUUAAUUGGUAGUUAAUUGGUAGGGAAAUGCACGUGGGCUUUUUCCCAGAUAUGAUGAGUGCUCUUAUUGUAUUCAGACUUACAACACUUUUGCAUUAGCAACUGUUAGUGUAUUUGCAUAUUGCAUACUACAACUAAAUGCAUUAUUUAUAUAUACAGUAUUAACAUUAGAGAGACCUGUCACAACAAAAACUUAAUUGGUUAACAAGCUU
This is a messenger RNA of Esox lucius (northern pike), 4299 nucleotides long. Its product is annotated as transmembrane protein 266. The record is from RefSeq and is a predicted model, not a curated record. Gene Ontology annotation, cellular component: plasma membrane. Bases 1042 to 2832 code for a protein of 596 amino acids. NCBI's taxonomy places the organism in Eukaryota, Metazoa, Chordata, Actinopteri, Esociformes, Esocidae. Gene Ontology annotation, biological process: transmembrane transport; monoatomic ion transport. The transcript has 12 exons. Gene Ontology annotation, molecular function: monoatomic ion channel activity; voltage-gated channel activity.